UAGCAUGCGCAAGCUCAGUUCUCUGCACUCGUCCCCUGACCAGCUUCGACUCCAGAAGGCCCCCCCUGGCAGCCUGCGGCAUGAUCGCCAUCACUGAAUGGCAGAAGAUUGGUGUGGGCAUCACCGGCUUUGGCAUCUUCUUCAUCCUCUUUGGAGUAUUCCUGUACUUUGAUUCUGUGCUCCUGGCCUUCGGAAACCUGCUGUUCCUGACCGGCCUCUCCCUCAUCAUUGGCCUGAGGAGGAUGUUCUUCUUCUUCUUCCAGAGGCACAAGCUUAAGGGGACCGGCUUCUUCUUAGGGGGUGUGGUCAUUGUGCUCCUGCGCUGGCCCCUCCUGGGCAUGUUUCUAGAAACCUAUGGAUUCUUUCGCCUUUUCAAGGGCUUUUUCCCCGUUGCCUUUGGCUUCCUGGGCAAUGCCUUUAACAUCCCCUUUUUGAGUGCGCUGUUCCAGAGGCUUCAAGGCACCAGCUCAAUGGUCUGAAUAGCAGAGAUGAGCUCCUUGAACUUGGAUUAUUGGUUGAGGGAGCUGGAAAGGAAAUGGGGCCAACCUCUCAGGCCCACACCCUGCACUGAGUCAUCUACCCGGCACACCCGGACCUCUCCAAGCCCAGAAGGAAGGAUGCCGCUGGGUCACUGACCUCAAACUCCCAAGUCAACUCCAGAAGCCAUCAGGAUUGUUGGCAGCAGAGACCCAGGGCCCCACAGAUAUCGGACUGAGGCUGGUAUCACAUCCCUCUCUGUAUUUAUGGGAGAAAAAGCAAAGAUUAAAUCCCCAAGCUACGAGUGUGUCUGACACUCAAAGUCAGUGUCUCUAGCCUGUUAAGUGCAUCUCCUGACUCAGGGCAGGCCGAUGUACACAUGAUUCCAUUUUGUGAGCGGUAGGCCUGCCCUUAUAAGCUCGUUUUUAUCCUGAUGAGUGACAUAAUGUGUUUGUAAGCCCCUGUUAGCAGGAGGCAUUACACAAGAGAUGGGUAUAAAUCCUGUGUACUGGCAGGAAGUGCUUCUCAACCAUUAGGUGGACGUCUGCACAGUGCACCCCACCAGGUAGUCCCUGUGCUGGGAGAGUUUCCUGUCUGAGGGUUGACAUGGCCUCUGCCUUCAGAGAGCCCUGGUCCAACAGAAGGAAUCGUCUCUGUCCUACGGAGCCUCUCAUCCAGGGUAAAGAGCAUUUAUAGCAGGCCCAAGAAAAAGAUGAGAGU
Molecule: messenger RNA, 1197 nt
Organism: Pteronotus mesoamericanus
Lineage: Eukaryota; Metazoa; Chordata; Mammalia; Chiroptera; Mormoopidae
Gene: GOLT1A
Product: golgi transport 1A
Exons: 5
Coding region: 81-479 (132 amino acids)
Biological process (GO): endoplasmic reticulum to Golgi vesicle-mediated transport; retrograde transport, endosome to Golgi
Cellular component (GO): endoplasmic reticulum; membrane
Source: RefSeq, a predicted model, not a curated record